ACUUCGUAAAAUCAGUGUAGUUCGUUGCCUCGUCGUGAGCGGUUGUCUGCCUUCUAUAUAGAGACCCAAUUGCGACUUAGUGUUCCUCUCUUACCAGAGUUGGUAACACGAAAUAUACGUAAAUCUAAACGAGAAAACCCGUCGAACGCCUAACAACAACUUGAAGCGUGCAGUCAAAGCGAACCAUUGGAUUAUCGCGCACGUUUCCCUAAACAAUCAGCAACAAAUUUUUAACAAACAAAAAAAAAAACACCAAACAAACCAAGUUUUAUUUUUAUAAACACACAUGUUUUAGUUUAAAGCAAAUGUGACAAAAAAAAAACAUACAAAAUUGGCUAUACUGAAAAAUAUAUUUUGUCAAAAAGUGAAACAGUGAGAAAACUCAAACACAAAACACACGAAAAAACAAAAAACCAAACACUUUUUAAGUUCUGUUUAUCAAAAGAUUUGAUCUGCUGAAAACUAGAAAUUGUUGCCAAACAAUCUUCAAAGACAAACAAUAGCACUAUGGAAAACUGAAAAAAAAAAUAAACCCAAAACGAAAACUCUGAAAAGAAUCGUAAGAAAUCAGCAGCCGAGAGAGCAGCAAACUGAAAGAUAGAAAAGCAGAAAAAGAUACAAAGAACCGAAGAUGCAGCGAAACAUGAUGAUCGCAUUUGUGGGCAUCUGGUGCAUUUUGGCCAGCAUCGGAGUAGAGCCUGCGGCUGGUUUGGCCAAUUGCCCGCCCGGUUGUCAGUGCGAUGAUAAUACCCUGGUGGUGCAAUGUGGCGAGGGCCAGCUGGACGUGCUGCCCAUUGCCCUGAAUCCAUCCAUCCAGCGACUGGUGAUUAAGAGUAACAAAAUCAAGACCAUUGACUCGUCCAUCCAGUUCUACGCUGAGCUGACCUUCCUUGAUCUGUCCUCCAAUCAUCUGAUGACCAUCCCGCAGCGCACCUUCGCCUACCAGAAGAAGCUGCAGGAGGUGCAUCUGAACCACAAUAAGAUUGGCCAGAUCAGCAAUAAGACCUUCAUUGGUCUGUCGGCAGUGACUGUCCUGAAUCUGCGUGGUAACCAAAUCUCCGAACUCCACCAGGGCACCUUUACACCACUACUGAAAAUCGAGGAGUUGAAUCUGGGCGAGAACCGCAUUGGCUAUUUGGACCCCAAGGCUUUUGAUGGUCUUUCCCAGCUGCGCAUUCUCUAUUUGGAUGAUAAUGCCCUGACCAGCGUCCCAGAUCCCGUCAUCUUCCAGGCCAUGCCCAGUCUGGCUGAACUCUUCCUCGGCAUGAACACUCUGCAGAGUAUCCAGGCUGGUGCCUUCCAGGAUCUGAAGGGUCUUACGCGUCUGGAGCUCAAGGGUGCCAGUCUGCGCAACAUCUCCCAUGACAGCUUCCUGGGAUUGCAGGAGCUGCGUAUCCUCGAUCUUUCCGACAAUCGCCUGGACCGUAUCCCAUCCGUGGGUCUCAGCAAACUGGUUCGCUUGGAGCAGCUGUCCCUGGGCCAAAAUGACUUUGAGGUGAUCAGCGAAGGUGCCUUCACUGGCUUGAAGCAACUUAAACGCCUGGAGGUGAACGGAGCUCUGAAACUGAAGCGUGUGAUGACCGGAGCCUUUAGCGAUAAUGGCAAUCUGGAGUAUCUGAAUCUCUCGUCGAACAAAAUGCUAGUGGAAGUGCAAGAAGGAGCUCUUAGUGGUCUGCCCCAUUUGAAGCAUGUGGUUCUGAAGGCCAAUGCUCUGACUUCCUUGGCUGAGGGCUUGUUCCCCUGGAAGGAUCUUCAAACUUUGGACCUCUCUGAGAACCCCUUAUCCUGCGAUUGCCGAGUAAUGUGGCUGCACAAUCUGCUGGUGGCCAAGAAUGCCAGCCAGGAUGAUGUUUCCGAACUGAUUUGUGAGUUCCCCGAACGUCUGCGUGGCGAAUCCUUGCGUCAUUUGAAUCCAGCCUUGAUGGGCUGCUCCCAUGCCGAUCCCCGCAAGCAGGCCUUGAUUGGAGCUCUCCUUGUUGGAUCCGCUGCCACCAUUACCGCCAUGGCUCUGGUCCUGUACCGUUGCCGUCAUAAGAUCCGUGAGACCAUCAAGGGCGGUCUGUGGGGCAACUCGGCUUUGGGUCGCAAGGAACGGGAAUACCAGAAGACCUUCUGCGAUGAGGACUACAUGUCGCGUCACCAGCAUCAUCCCUGCUCCCUGGGCAUUCACUCUACAUUCCCCAACACCUACACGGCCCCUCAUCAUCCCGGAACAACACAUCAUUAUGGAAUGUGCCCAAUGCCCAUUAAUGACCUGGGCGCCGUCGAUCCUCAGCAGAAGUUCCAGCAAUUGGCCGUGCCCACUGCCACCAUGGUCAGUGAGAAGAAGUUGAAUAACAAUAAGUCUAUGGCAUCCCAAGGAGUCAUCGAUGACAGUGCCUCCUUUGUGCUGCACAUGAAGUCGGCCACCAUGGGACGAGAUGUCCAUCAGCAGAAUCCCCAACUCAAUCACUAUACCAAGCCGCAGUUCCUUUCGGCCACGGCAACAGUGGGUGACUCGUGCUACUCGUAUGCGGAUGUGCCCAUGGUUCAUGGUGUCCCAUUGACUGCCACAAAUCAGCCGCAACUGCGACUGACUCAGGAGCACUUCAAGCAGCGUGAGAUGUACGACCAGGAGAUGAAUAGCGAGAUCCUGGAUCAUAACUACAUCUACAGUAAUACCCAUUACUCGAUGCCGCUGGAGCAACUAGGUCGCAGCAAGACACCCACACCGCCACCCAUGCCACCAGCAUUGCCCCUAAGGAAUGGACUGUGUGCCACCACUGGCCGUAGAUCCUUUCAGCAAAAGUCCGCCUCCCAGAAGCAGCAACAGCAGCAGCAGAACAACAAUACCCUGCGUCAGUUCACGCACUGAUCCUCAACCUAUCGACGCAGGCAACUAAGCAUCUAUGCUUAGUAGACCGCUGCCCAACACUGUGAUGCCAAAAUCCCCACUCCUUCUCCUAUCCCUCCCCCACCAAACACACUUAGCUUUUAGUCUAGGAUUAAGGAAAACAUUGUAGUAGCUGUAAUAAUAAUAGAAAACUUAGGCAUUAAGUCAAUGAAAAUCUUGCCUUGUAAAUACUUAACUUUAAAGCACUCUUUCGAAGACCUAAAGAACACUGAAGGAUCUCCUAUCAGCACUUUGCCAACACUACUGUUUUCCCCUCGUCCCCCACCUACGAGCAUAAGUUAAUCAUAGCCAUUAAAAUUAAAUUGUAAAUGAUUAUACGAGUUUAGAUAAACUAAAGACAACAAAGCACUGAGAGUCAUUGUAAGCUUAAUUUUAAAUUAUUUAAUUUAUUGUUAAAUGCAAAAUCGAAUCAAAUGCAAACAAACUAUUUAUGUAUUAGUUAGAACAAGAAAUUUAUGCAAAUUUAAGCGAAAAACAACAACAAAAUAUCAAACGCAAAAAAUGAAAAAUGAAAACAUGAAAAACUGAGAAAUAUAAAUAUAAACGCAAUGA
Molecule: messenger RNA, 3445 nt
Organism: Drosophila eugracilis
Lineage: Eukaryota; Metazoa; Arthropoda; Insecta; Diptera; Drosophilidae
Product: leucine-rich repeat neuronal protein 3
Exons: 2
Coding region: 632-2854 (740 amino acids)
Molecular function (GO): protein binding
Source: RefSeq, a predicted model, not a curated record